Molecule: messenger RNA, 2577 nt
Organism: Bombyx mandarina (wild silkworm)
Lineage: Eukaryota; Metazoa; Arthropoda; Insecta; Lepidoptera; Bombycidae
Gene: okr
Product: DNA repair and recombination protein RAD54-like okr
Biological process (GO): reciprocal meiotic recombination; double-strand break repair via synthesis-dependent strand annealing
Cellular component (GO): nucleus
Molecular function (GO): DNA translocase activity; ATP binding
Source: RefSeq, a predicted model, not a curated record
AAAUUCAAAAAGCAAACAAGUCCGAUCUUGUUUGCGUUAAAUAAUGAAGGAAUAUCGUUCUUACUAAAGUGAAAAAAUCAAUAGGAGAUUACAUUAAAUAGCGAAAAUUGCUGAGUUCGAAAACAUUGAGUAAAGUUCCCAAAUAUGUGCAGUAACGUGUAAAAUAAGAUGCGCCGCAGUCGAGCGCCAAGCCAAAUAGGCUCUGGAGAGAGUGUUUUCAAGAGUCCAUUACUAGACUCCGCCAAGCGAAAGAAACGAGAAUGCACAAGGAUACCGCUAGCACAGAAAACUCCUUCUCAAACUCUGCCUUCUUCAGAUCACGAAAACAUUAUCCGUCAAAUACUUAGUAAGCCCUUUAAAGUUCCUAUAUCAAACUAUGUGUCCUCGUAUUGCAGCAAAAGCUUAGGAUUAAAACGAACGCUAAUUAGAAGGGCCCUCCACGACCCAGACGAACCCAAUUCACUGGUCCUCGAACGCCCUCCGAUCAUUCCGGAACACGAAAGAAUGAAAAUGAAUCCUAAUGACAUAAAAGUUGCUGUUGUAGUUGAUCCAGUACUUGGAAACAUACUGAGGCCGCACCAGAGAGAAGGAGUAAAGUUCAUGUAUGACUGCGUUACUGGGAAACAAAUAGAAAAUGCAUAUGGAUGUAUAAUGGCUGAUGAAAUGGGCUUAGGUAAAACCUUACAGUGCAUAACUUUACUGUGGACCUUACUACGUCAAGGGCCAGACUGUAAACCAACAAUAUGUAAAGCCAUAAUAGUAUGUCCUAGUAGUUUAGUAAAAAAUUGGUACAACGAAAUACAUAAGUGGCUGUCGCAAAGGAUAAAUGCUUUAGCUAUGGAUGGGGGUUCGAAAGCUGAAGUAACUUUGAAACUACAGCAAUUUAUGAACACAUAUUCUGCGACUCGAGUUGCCACACCAGUCUUAAUCAUAUCAUAUGAAACUUUCAGGAUAUACUCAAAUAUAUUGCACUCUUCUGAAGUAGGUUUAGUCCUGUGUGAUGAAGGGCAUAGGUUAAAGAACAGCGAAAAUCAGACAUACCAAGCAUUAAUGGGUUUGAAGGCUAAAAGGAGAAUAUUAAUCUCAGGUACACCAAUCCAGAAUGAUUUAACUGAAUAUUUUAGUUUAGUACAUUUUGUUAAUGAAGGAAUAUUAGGAACUGCGCAUGAGUUCAAAAAGAGAUAUGAAAAUCCUAUUUUGAAAGGACAAGAUGCAAUGGCAAGUCAACCUGAGAGAGAAAAAGCCCAGGAGUGCCUGCAAACAUUAACUUCAAUUGUGAACAAGUGCAUGAUCCGAAGAACUAGUGGUCUAUUAACUAAAUAUUUGCCAGUUAAAUUUGAGCAAGUUAUUUGUGUAAAAAUGACUCCACUACAGACUCAAAUUUACAAGAAUUUCAUAAACUCUGAUGCAAUUCGUAACAAGUUUACAGGCACUGGAGAAAAAAGCAAUACACUAAGUGCUUUGUCCAGCAUUACAUCUUUGAAGAAGCUCUGUAACCACCCAGACUUAAUCUAUGAAAAGAUUAUAGAAAGAUCAGAAGGUUUUGAAAAAGCAAAAGACUAUCUCCCAAGUAACUAUGAUAUAAAAGAUGUAAGACCAGAAUAUUCAGGCAAGUUAAUGAUCUUAGACUGCAUACUGGCAAAUCUUAAAAUGAAUACAGAUGAUAAAAUUGUGCUCGUAUCAAAUUAUACUCAGACAUUAGAUUUAUUUGAGAAAUUAUGUCGAAAACGUACAUAUCAAUAUGUAAGAUUGGAUGGUUCAAUGACAAUAAAAAAGAGAGCCAAGGUGGUGGAAAACUUUAACAAUAAAGACUCCAAAGAGUGGAUUUUCAUGCUAAGUUCGAAAGCUGGUGGUUGUGGCUUGAAUCUCAUUGGAGCCAACAGGCUAAUCAUGUUUGACCCUGAUUGGAAUCCUGCAAAUGAUGAGCAGGCGAUGGCACGGGUAUGGCGCGAUGGGCAAAAAAAACCAUGCUAUAUUUACAGACUUUUGGCUACUGGAACCAUUGAAGAAAAAAUAUUCCAAAGGCAAGCACACAAAAAAGCACUCAGCGAGACAGUGGUUGACCAAAACGAGGAGUCUCUAAGACAUUUCACAGCAGAUGAUUUGAAAGAUCUAUUCCGUUUGGAGGAGAACACACUAUCGGACACUCAUAGUAAGUUUAAAUGUAAAAGGUGUGUAAACAAUAUUCAAGUUACACUACCACCUGAGAACUCUGAUUGCACGUCUGAUAUUUCCAAUUGGUACCACUGUGCAGACAAGAAAAACAUAGCCGACAUGGUCUUGAAGCAAUGCUGGGACGUUGCAAAAAGUAUUUCCUUUGUUUUCCAUCAUCGGUCCGCAAAAACAGAGGCUAAGGAGAUAACUAUAGAGGAUAAAGAAAAUAUACAAGUAAGUAAAAAAAGAAGAAUCAUGGAUGAUGAAGAUUACUCUGAACCAGAUGACAGUGCUGAUGAAGAUUAUUCAUGAUUUUUUGUGGGUAAUCAUUGAAAAAAUUAAGCCAUUUAGUUUGUUGAUUGUAAAUAUCUGUUUUAUUUGUAAGUUAAUUGUGGAGAAAAUAUAUUUAUUUGAAAUUUUGAA